Molecule: messenger RNA, 1560 nt
Organism: Pan troglodytes (chimpanzee)
Lineage: Eukaryota; Metazoa; Chordata; Mammalia; Primates; Hominidae
Product: immunoglobulin heavy constant epsilon
Exons: 5
Coding region: 16-1434 (472 amino acids)
Source: RefSeq, a predicted model, not a curated record
CUUCUUGGUCACUGCAUGGACUCCAGACGUCCCUUCCCUGCAUGGGGACACAGGAAAGCUAGAAACAGCCUAACGCUGACCUGGAGAAGGCAGGGGGCUGGGAAUCUUGGCUGGGCCCAAGAUCAAGAAGCCCCCACACGGAGCCCAUCCCUCUUCCCCUUGACCCGCUGCUGCAAAAACAUUCCCUCCAAUGCCACCUCCGUGACGCUGGGCUGCCUGGCCAUGGGCUACUUCCCGGAGCCGGUGAUGGUGACCUGGGACGCAGGCUCCCUCAACGGGACAACUAUGACCUUACCAGCCACCACCCUCACGCCCUCUGGUCACUAUGCCACCAUCAGCUUGCUGACCGUCUCGGGUGCGUGGGCCAAGCAGAUGUUCACCUGCCGUGUGGCACACACUCCAUCGUCCACAGACUGGGUGGACAACAAAACCUUCAGCGUCUGCUCCAGGGACUUCACGCCCACCGUGAAGAUCUUACAGUCGUCCUGUGACGGCGGCGGGCACUUCCCCCCGACCAUCCAGCUCCUGUGCCUCGUCUCUGGGUACACCCCAGGGACUAUCAACAUCACCUGGCUGGAGGACGGGCAGGUCAUGGACGUGGACUUGUCCACCGCCUCUACCACGCAGGAGGGUGAGCUGGCCUCCACACAAAGCGAGCUCACCCUCAGCCAGAAGCACUGGCUGUCGGACCGCACCUACACCUGCCAGGUCACCUAUCAAGGUGGCACCUUUGAGGACAGCACCAAGAAGUGUGCAGAUUCCAACCCGAGAGGGGUGAGCACCUACCUAAGCCGGCCCAGCCCGUUCGACCUGUUCAUCCGCAAGUCGCCCACGAUCACCUGUCUGGUGGUGGACCUGGCACCCAGCAAGGGGACCGUGAACCUGACCUGGUCCCGGGCCAGUGGGAAGCCUGUGAACCACUCCACCAGAAAGCAGGAGAAGCAGCGCAACGGCACGUUAACCGUCACGUCCACCCUGCCGGUGGGCACCCGAGACUGGAUCGAGGGGGAGACCUACCAGUGCAGGGUGACCCACCCCCACCUGCCCAGGGCCCUCGUGCGGUCCACGACCAAGACCAGCGGGGAGCCACGGGCAGGCCGGGGCCCGCGUGCUGCCCCGGAAGUCUAUGCGUUUGCGACGCCGGAGGGGCCGGGGAGCCGGGACAAGCGCACCCUCGCCUGCCUGAUCCAGAACUUCAUGCCUGAGGACAUCUCGGUGCAGUGGCUGCACAACGAGGUGCAGCUCCCGGACGCCCGGCACAGCACAACGCAGCCCCACAAGACCAAGGGCUCCGGCUUCUUCGUCUUCAGCCGCCUGGAGGUGACCAGGGCCGAAUGGGAGCAGAAAGAUGAGUUCAUCUGCCGUGCAGUCCAUGAGGCAGCGAGCCCCUCACAGACCGUCCAGCGAACGGUGUCUGUAAAUCCCGGUAAAUGACAUACUCCUGCCUCCCUCCCUCCCAGGGCUCCGUCCAGCUGUGCAGUGGGGAGGGCUGGCCAGACCUUCUGUCCACUGUUGCAACGACCCCAGGAAGCUACCCCCAAUAAACAGUGCCUGCUCAGA